Messenger RNA from Dendrobium catenatum, 407 nucleotides. RefSeq names its product 40S ribosomal protein S25-4-like. The record is from RefSeq and is a predicted model, not a curated record. Gene Ontology annotation, cellular component: cytosolic small ribosomal subunit. Lineage: Eukaryota; Viridiplantae; Streptophyta; Magnoliopsida; Asparagales; Orchidaceae. Gene Ontology annotation, molecular function: structural constituent of ribosome.
GUCUAGCAGAGUUUCAAUGUAAAUGGCGCCAAAGAAGGAGAAGGCUCCGCCUCCGGCUUCCAAGCCGGCGAAAUCUGGCGGAGGAAAGCAGAAGAAGAAGAAGAAGAAGAAGUGAAGCGAGGGGAAACAAAAGGAGAAGGUGAACAAUGCUGUUCUAUUUGAUCAGGCAAGCUAUGAUAAGAUGCUUACAGAAGUUCCCAAGUAUAUGAUUACACCUUCUGUGUUAUCUGAUAGAUUGAGGAUUAAUGGAUCAUUGGCUAGAAGGGCUAUCAAAGAUUUAAUGGCGAGGGGUUCAAUCAGGAUGGUUUCUGCACACUCUGCCCAGCAAAUUUAUACAAGAGCUACCAACACCUAAACAAUGUUCCAUUUUUCUUAGCUGUUUAUGAUGAUUAUUUGUAUUCUGUAAU